GCCCGCGCCCCCAGGGAGGGAGCGGGGGACAUGUUGGCACGUCGUCCGCGCUGACAAGGAGCUCUGGACGAUCAUCUCCCGACAGUGUCGGGAUGGAUGUAGGCCGGACAAGACCGGCAACAGACCGCUGGACGAACUCGUCAGGGACAACUGGGCAGACCCCAUGGUCAUGCUCCAUCUCCUCCCAGUCCAGCCGGCGGAGCGCGGCCGAUCAGGCAAGAGUAUCGGCCGUGUCCCGAUCGGUAGCACUCCCGAUCGUAGCCGCAGCACGGCAAGCAAGGGCAAGAAAGGCAAAGGCAAGGGUAAAGGAAAGCCCACAGGGAAGAAGCACGACAACGCAGAGCGUUCUAAGCCCCCCAGCAUGCCUAAAGAGCUGCGCCACCUGAACAGUGUUUCCAGGUCCGGCAGGCGUUUCUGCUACGGCUUCAAUCUGCAGUGCGGAUGCGACCUGGUUGUCUCCGGAUCCCCGCCGCAGUGCGACCGGGGCAUGCACCAAUGCAUGAGCUGCGGCAGCUCAGAUCACGGGGCUGCGGACUGCCCAAAAGUUGCGAGGCUCAGCGAGCCGUGCCCACCGCCUUGCGGGGCAGAGGCACCGCCAGUGGCGGGGCCACAUCUGCUCCUGGCAGAACAACAGUCUUCGCCAGCAGAUGUUGUGUUGCAGCAGCCUGCGUCACCUCCCCCGCAGUGCCGGCGCUUAAGACCCCCACUUUUUGUCGAGGUUUUCUGUGGCCUUGGCAGGCUCAGCAAAGCCGCUGUGGCCAAGGGUUUCACGAACAUCGCGGUGGAUCACAGGUGCAAGGCCAGAGGCCUGAAAGCCCUCCAGCGGGACCUUUGUACCAAGACUGGUAGAAGUUUGCUGCGAGCAGUGCUUCAGCACGAAGACCUGCGCUGGGUUCACUGGGCGCCACCGUGCGGCACCUUCAGCAGGGCUAGAGAAAUCCCCAGGCCAGGUGCCCCUCCGCCUUUGCGCAGUGCGCAACGACCGGCAGGCCUCAAGAACCUCAGCGGGGUCGAUGCAAUCCGCGUUCGCAGUGCGAACAGUCUUGUGUCAUUCAUGGCGUCCUGCUGCCGCUCGCUGUCUCAGAGAGACGUUUGCUGGAGCAUCGAGAAUCCAGCCCGCAGCCUCUUAUGGCAGUUGCCGUGCCUCAAGCACCUGGUGCACUCGACCGACAGAGUGGAGUUCGACGCAUGCAUGUUUGGUAGCAUGCGCAAGAAGAGGACGGCAGUGCUGUCCAACAAGUCGUGGUUUCAGGGCCUCGCACAAGACUGCAGUGGCGGUCACCGCCACCUUCCAUGGGGAAAAACGUCAGUCGACGGUGUCUCGUUUUGGUCCACAGCGAUGGAAAGCGCCUACACCACGCAGCUCAGUAGUGUCUGGGCCAGUUUGGCAGCGGAGCAGUGCUCCGAACAGCUGCUCAGUUCGCCCAUGAGCAGGAAGCGUAAGCGCAGGCUGCGUUUUGAGCCAGACUUCAGCGAUAAGCUCACGCUCGAUGGCGACGCAGCUCGUUGCUUCAAGGGCUGGAAAACCCCGGCUAAGAUCCCCCAGUCCUGGACAUGCUUCCCCAAAGGCUCUAAGCUGGUCCAGUGGAUCGAAGCCACACAGCAAGCCGUGAUCAGCAUACCACUGCAGCCGUUGCAGUGGGUGCGCAGAGCGUACCUUAUUGCUCAUCCCAGCCUAGAUGCUGAGGAAGUGCCGUUGUGCAUAAAGAAUGCGGUCUCAGCGGAGGUCCACGAACCGCCAGCAGUGUUGGCGAAGCGACGUACAGUAGCCAGCAUGCAGCUUGCCAAGCUGUGCACAGAGUGCACCACAUUAGAAGAGACAGUUCGCAAUGGUUUUCCGCUCGUAGGUUGGCUGGAGCCCAGCGGGCUUUGGCCCUCUCAGAUUCUGCCGCCUUCUCUUACCCCUCAAGCCUUGCUUGACAACGCGCUCAGCAUUGGCAUGUCCGGAGUCCGCAGUGCGCUCCGUGGUAAGGGUGACGACGUCUCUGCCAAAGUUUGGCAGACCACAUGCGAGGAGUGCUCGCAAGGCUGGCUUACCAUCGAGGACUUUCAGCAGGCCAGCCUGGUCAACACCGUCGUGUCGUCCAGGUUUGGCUUCGUGCAGAAAGGGAAAGUUCGCCCUAUAGACAACUUCAAGAGCAGCUUCAUAAAUGCUUGCUGCGGCACGACUGAAAAAGUCCAGGUCGACAGUGUCGACCAACUACUUGCCGUAUGCCUGGAAUGGCUGCGCCAGGGCACCCCAGAGUGUCCCGAGCAGCGCAUCGUGGGACGCACGUGGGACUUGAAAAGUGCUUACAAACAGCUUGCAGUGCAAGCUGAGCACAAAAAGUUUGCGUGCAUAGCCAUGCUCGAUCCGCAGAGCGGCAAAGUGAAGUUAUAG
Molecule: messenger RNA, 2380 nt
Organism: Symbiodinium sp. CCMP2456
Lineage: Eukaryota; Dinophyceae; Suessiales; Symbiodiniaceae
Source: the annotation of a GenBank genome assembly